UGUCCAUUUAGUGGUUGUUGGGCCUGUUGGGCCUGUUGGGCUCUCAUAAUCGCCAUCACAAGACCCACGUCACCAAAGCCCAACUUGUUAAAUAUUGAGCCCAAAAAUAUUUGUAAUUAAAAAAAUUAAAAUAGAAAUUUGAAAAAAAAAAAAUCUGAGAAAUAUAUUGAAGGAUGCAGCCAAAGAGCCGAUCCACCAAGAAAGGUGGAAAAUUUCAGUUAGAAACCGUUGGAAAGGGCAUUUCAUCUUCUUCAUUCAUCAGAGUAGCAUUCAUUGAGGCAAUGCCGGCCUUUGGAGUGGGAAAUUAGAGCAGAAGAAGAGUAGUAGACUGUCUGGAAGCACAGCGGAGGCUUUCAUGUGGAACUUGUCAGUUUGUGUAUUGAUUAUCAAGAUCGGAUUCAAAUCGAGCACAAAGGUCCAAACUUUCCUUUCUUCCUUGCAGUGGUGGAGUCUCCAUCUGUGAGAUUUGGAGUGCACUAGCUGUUAUAAGAAGCGUUGCGGUAGACAUGAAGACAAAAAUAAGGGGAAUGCACAAGGAAAAUGGGGAGGAAAAAGGUGAUGGUUUCCAGGAUUAGGGUUUGGUCGCUUUCUGAGCGGUACGCGUGACGGGUAAAGAUCGCUUUCGGCUCUGGCGCAUCGCACUUACGCAGCAGCAGUGCUCCACAUGGUUUGGCCCACACCGACUACUCCAAUCCAUCUUCUCCAGCCACAUGCUGAUUGGAAUGGAUUUUUGGAUUUUUGUUGUGCUAUGAUUAAGAACAUGGAGCGUUGAAGUGCUAAUGACGGAGGAAAUUAACAAGUUUAUUCACUUGGUGACUGCUUCUUCAAGCUCAGGAACAUGAGAGGGUGAGUGAUCGGUUCAGAUGGAUAUCUUUGCUUUCAAAACCUUAAAACAAUCUUCUGAAAACUUCUUGUUUCCCAGUUGAGGAUUUUGUGAAAGUAGUAUUCUCCUGAGAGAUCUGUGAAAGUAGCAAUGAAAGAAAUUGCAUCUGAAGAAGCCGUUUUGAGUUGAAAAAAUGGAUCCUGGGACUGGAGGGGCUCCAAAAUUUCUCAAGGGAAAUUCUUGGAAGGCCACCUUGGUUUUAGCGUACCAGAGCUUGGGUGUUGUUUAUGGAGACUUGAGCAUAUCUCCCUUAUAUGUCUUCAGAAGUACAUUUGCAGAGGAUAUCAAGCACUCAGAAACAAAUGAAGAAAUUUUUGGUGUCCUUUCCUUUGUAUUCUGGACUCUUACACUUGUUCCCCUUUUUAAGUAUGUCUUCAUAGUUCUUAGAGCCGACGACAAUGGCGAGGGGGGUACUUUUGCUUUGUAUUCUUUGAUUUGUCGACAUGCCAAUGUCAGCCUUCUGCCUAAUAGACAGGUUGCAGAUGAGGAACUCUCUACUUACAAGUAUGAAUGCUCUCCAGAAAUAGCGAACAGGUCAAGGAUCAAAGUUUGGCUUGAGAAGAACAAAAGGCUUCAUGUUGCCCUGCUGAUUGUUGUUAUGCUUGGUACCUGUAUGGUAAUUGGAGAUGGAAUCCUCACUCCUUCUAUAUCAGUUUUCUCUGCAGUUUCAGGGCUUGAGCUAUCAAUGUCGAAGGAGCAUCAUGAAUAUGCUGUGGUUCCCAUAACAUGUUUCAUAUUUGUAUGUUUAUUUGCACUUCAACACUUUGGAACUCAUCGGGUUGGAAUUCUCUUCGCGCCAAUUGUUCUAACCUGGCUAUUGUGCAUAAGUGGACUUGGGGUGUACAAUAUUGUUCACUGGAACCCACAUGUAUAUCAAGCACUUUCUCCAUACUACAUGUUUAAGUUCUUGAAAAAGACCAAAAAAGGUGGCUGGAUGUCUUUGGGAGGAAUUUUGCUUUGCAUGACAGGAUCAGAGGCAAUGUUUGCAGAUCUUGGCCAUUUCUCAUACACUGCAAUUCAGAUUGCUUUUACUUUCCUGGUAUAUCCCUCGUUGAUUUUGGCAUACAUGGGCCAAGCUGCUUUCUUGUCAAUGAAUCAUAAUCCUUACACCAAUCACCCAAUUGGAUUUUAUGCAUCAGUUCCAGAAUGUAUAAGAUGGCCUGUACUUGUGAUAGCAAUACUAGCUUCAGUAGUCGGGAGCCAAGCAAUUAUUAGUGGAACAUUUUCAAUCAUUAAUCAGAGUCAAUCUCUUGGAUGCUUUCCAAGAGUCAAAGUGAUUCACACAUCUGAAAAAAUUCAUGGGCAAAUCUAUAUACCUGAGAUCAAUUGGAUGCUUAUGAUCCUCUGUAUGGCUGUUGCUGUUGGAUUUCGAGACAUAAAGCGCAUGGGAAAUGCUUCUGGACUGGCAGUCAUCACAGUUAUGCUGGUGACCACAUGCCUCACUUCCCUAGUUAUGUUCCUUUGCUGGCAGAAGCCUCCAUGGGCAGCCCUCACAUUUCUACUCUUCUUUGGCUUCAUUGAGAUCCUUUAUUUCUCUGCCUCACUGAUCAAGUUCCUCGAGGGCGCCUGGCUUCCCAUCCUACUCGCUCUCUUUCUCAUGACAGUUAUGUUUGUUUGGCAUUAUGCCACAAUCAAGAAAUACGAGUAUGACCUAUAUAACAAGGUAUCCUUGGACUGGCUCCUCGCACUUGGCGACAAGCUUGGCAUUGUUCGUGUUCCUGGCAUUGGGCUUGUUUUCACCGAUAUCAUAUCUGGUGUGCCUGCACACUUCUCACGCUUCGUCACCAAUCUCCCAGCAUUCCACCACAUCCUAGUCUUUGUCUGUGUCAAAUCUGUUCCUGUCCCAUUUGUGCCUUCUUCUGAGAGAUUCCUCGUCGGACGUGUUGGGCCACCUAGUCAUCGUUCCUACAGAUGUAUUGUACGUUAUGGAUAUCGUGACGUUCACCAGGACAUUAACUCCUUUGAAUCUGAGCUCAUUGCAAGUUUAUCAGAUUUUAUACUACUCAAAGCGAGAACCAGUGUAGAAACAUCAAGCGAGUCGGCAAACACUACUUUCGAGAAUAGACUUACUGUCAUCGGAAGCAAUGAGCAUGUGCCCUAUCCUGGUUGUGGCACCCUACAAUCGAGCAAUAUUAAUGCAGCUGAGCUCGCCAGCAUGGAAGACACAAUAGAAUUAUUGGCACACGCAAGUGCAGGAAAGAAAGGUAAGUCGGCUUUGUCGGAGACUGCAAUUGAAGAGCUGGAGGAUCUACUGGCAGCACGUGAAUCCGGGUGUGCAUUUAUACUUGGGCAUUCGCACGUUCAAGUGAAGCCAGGGUCAUCGAUCAUGAAGAAGUUGGCAAUCAAUGUUGCUUACAACUUCUUGAAAAGAAAUUGCCGAGGACGGGAUGUCUCUCUGCGCCUCCCGCCUGCAUCCCUUCUCGAGGUUGGGAUGGUUUAUGUUCUGUGAUCUAGUUCAAGUGUAUAUCUUUACGAGUGAUAUGCUGUGAGGUUGCAGGAAAAACACUAACAGUGCUAAUAUAUAUGUUGUGUAUGAAACUGGAUAGUGUUCGAUGGAUC
Zingiber officinale is the source of this 3442-nucleotide messenger RNA. RefSeq names its product putative potassium transporter 8. Gene Ontology annotation, molecular function: potassium ion transmembrane transporter activity. The record is from RefSeq and is a predicted model, not a curated record. Gene Ontology annotation, cellular component: plasma membrane. Lineage: Eukaryota; Viridiplantae; Streptophyta; Magnoliopsida; Zingiberales; Zingiberaceae. Gene Ontology annotation, biological process: potassium ion transmembrane transport. The transcript is spliced from 10 exons. Bases 1017 to 3332 code for a protein of 771 amino acids.